AUGGCUAAGGAACAAGACCAACUUCGCUGGUCAUCGCAGUUUACUGUCACCCCAUCUCAAGAUACGCCGAAACUACCUGGAGAUAAGAUCAUUCUUCCACAAUCAGCACUCGAACAACUUCUCUCCGCCGCCCCGCUUCAGGAGGUGUCAUCGCGGCAACCUUUGCGCCAGCAUACCAACUCAUUUGACCCAUUUAACCCCCAUACUUUUGCGGCUGAGGCUCAAGCACGCGAGCACGGUAUUCACAGACAGCAGCAACUACCACAUCCCUUGACCUUUCGUCUUGUCAACCCCCAAAAUGAGCGUGUGAUGUACGCUGGGAUUCGCGAGUUCUCUGCGCGAGAAAGCGAAAUCGCUCUUAGUACUUUUUUGAGAGAAGCCCUCGACAUAAACGACUUGGAGAAAGACUUUGAGGCCACCAUUACGGUGCAUGCCAAGCAACUGCCCAAGGGCACUUAUGUUCGCCUGCGCCCGCUAGAGGCCGGUUACGACACGGAGGACUGGAAGGCUCUGCUAGAGCGUCAUUUACGCGACAAUUACACUACACUCACAACUCGGGAAGUUCUGACCGUUUCGGGAGUGCAGGAAGGGUCGUUCAGAUUUCUGGUCGACAAGGUGGAGCCAGAGGGCGAAGGCAUCUGUGUUGUAGAUACUGAUUUGGAGGUUGAUAUUGUUGCUUUGAAUGAGGAACAAGCCCGCGAAACACUACAGAGGCGGCUGGAGAAAGCUUCGCGCGGGCCUGGAACUACAGGAGGCACGUCCGCUGGCGGAGUGCUCGAGCUGGGAUCAGAAGUGACUGGCCAGGUGCUUCCUGGCGAGUACGCGGAUUAUGAGCUCCGAAAAUGGGUGGAUGGAAACAGCAUAGAGAUCAACCUUGAGGGAGCAGAUGUUGUGGAUGUUUUCUUGCUCGUGAGCCCUCUUUCUGCUCGCCAAAGGAACCGGCCGCGAUUGGACGAGUUUGUCUUUGGUGAGCUUUCGAGCCAGACACAGAAACAGAUCAGCAUUGCGCCAACGAAUGUGGAAUUGGAUGACGCCGAGGCGUUCCCUGUCGCCAUUGCCUUAUCGCCUGCGCCUUGUAUCUGGGACCUCAGCUGUCAACAUGUAAAAAUUGCGAGCGUUGGGUUUCUCGAGGAACAUUUGUACUGCACGAGAACUUCUGCUAUCGAAACAACAUACGAUGCGCCAAAUGCAACAAUGUUUAUCAGAAGCGAUCCCUUGAGUGGGAAAAUCAUUGGCACUGUCCACAUGACGCUUCAUUCGGAAAUGACCUGGCUAGCCAGCGUAAACAUGUUUCAAUAUUUCACACCAAGCAAUCAUGUCGCGCCUGCGGGUUCGAAGCAGAUGGGAUCCAGCAUCUUGCUCAACAUCGGACCAGGCGAAACAGACCCAGAUAUGCAUGAUCCGGAGGUGCUGCUCUCCGGCCUCACACCGCAUGAGCUAGUAGAUGGUGGAAGAACUACCGAAUGUCAUCUUUGCAACAAGAUCGUUCGACUGCGCGACAUGAAAACACACCUCCGCCACCACGAUCUCAAACGCCUCUCCCGGCCCACCCCUCAAAUCUGCCUAAACCAGAAUUGUGGGCGUACACUCGACGGACGCGGGGUACAGAGCACAAUUAGGCCGGGGUCCAACACUCUAGGUCUCUGCAACAUAUGCUUUGGGCCCUUCUACGUCGACACAUAUGACCCAGAUAGCAAGGUGCUGAGGCGACGAAUAGAGCGCCGCUACCUCACCCAGCUGAUGAAAGGGUGCGGAAAAGCGUGGUGCCAAAAUGAGUUCUGCAAGACUGGAAAGGCAAACCGACCCCAAUCCCCCGAGCGAUCGGCUUCAAUGACCGCAGCUACUACUAUCUUAGACCAUGUCCGACCUCUAGUUGACGCCGUCGAUCUACAAGGAAAGGGACCACACACCUCGCCGUUCUACUUCUGCACAGAUCAAGCAGGCCAGCAACGGCGGGGGCUUGCGGAAAUGCUUGCGGUUGAAGAAGACGGGACGGCUGGUAAGAAAACGUACGAUCUACCCUGGUGCGUUGCUGCGCUUGAAGCCGCGGGAGGCGAGCUUGAUAAAGCGCGCGAGUGGUUGGAAAAUUGCGCUCCUGCUCGCGGAGAGGCUGUUGGAGUAAUUUAA
Molecule: messenger RNA, 2127 nt
Organism: Aspergillus mulundensis
Lineage: Eukaryota; Fungi; Ascomycota; Eurotiomycetes; Eurotiales; Aspergillaceae
Product: putative ubiquitin fusion degradation protein (Ufd1)
Exons: 5
Coding region: 1-2127 (708 amino acids)
Cellular component (GO): VCP-NPL4-UFD1 AAA ATPase complex
Molecular function (GO): polyubiquitin modification-dependent protein binding
Source: RefSeq, a predicted model, not a curated record